Molecule: messenger RNA, 2628 nt
Organism: Oxyura jamaicensis (ruddy duck)
Lineage: Eukaryota; Metazoa; Chordata; Aves; Anseriformes; Anatidae
Gene: CHST7
Product: carbohydrate sulfotransferase 7
Exons: 1
Coding region: 299-1720 (473 amino acids)
Biological process (GO): N-acetylglucosamine metabolic process; carbohydrate metabolic process
Cellular component (GO): Golgi membrane
Molecular function (GO): chondroitin 6-sulfotransferase activity; N-acetylglucosamine 6-O-sulfotransferase activity
Source: RefSeq, a predicted model, not a curated record
CCGUUCCCCGCCGAGCCCGGAGACGUCGGGACCCGGCACCGCUCCUCCGGAGCCCGGCCGAGCCCCCGGCGCUGCGGCGGGGCAGGUGCGGCCGCUUCCGUGAGGAGGAGAAGAGGAGGAGAGGAGGAGGAAGAGGAGGAGGAGGAGGAGGAGGAGGAGGCGGUGGCGGUGCCCGUGGGCGUGCUCCCGGCGGGGAGGGCCGCCCGGAGCCCACACCCCCGCCGCUAACUUCGCCGCCUUCCCCGCCGAGCUCCGCCGAGCCGAGCCGGGCCGGGCCGGGCCGGGGCCGCCCCCCGCCAUGAAGGGCCGGCGGCGGCGGUGGUGCUGGUGCUGGCGGGGGGAGCCGCGGCGCUUGGCCGUGGCGCUUGGGCUGUACACGCUGCUGCUGCUGCUGCUGGUGCCCUACGCGCUGGACUACGGGGCCAGGCGGGCGCGGGCGGACGAGGAGCCGCUGCUGCGGCGCUGCCCCAGCCUGGAGGAGGCGCUGAGCGAGUGGGGCUGGGAGCAGCGCCCGGCGCCGACGGGCGACGAGGAGGAGGACGACGACGAGGAGGAGGAGGAGGACGGAGGGGCGGCGGGGAACGGCACCGGGGCGGCGGCGGGCAAACGGCACAUCUACCUGCACGCCACCUGGCGCACGGGCUCGUCCUUCGUGGGGGAGCUGUUCAACCAGCACCCCGACGUCUUCUACCUCUACGAGCCCAUGUGGCACCUGUGGCAGGCGCUGUACCCCGGCGACGCGCUCAGCCUGCAGGGCGCCCUGCGCGACAUGCUGCGCUCCCUCUUCCGCUGCGACUUCUCCGUGCUGCGCCUCUACGCCGCCCCGGCCGGCCCCCGCGACCCGCUGGCCCCCGGCUCCCCCAACCUGACCACGGCCGGCAUCUUCGGCUGGCGGACCAACAAGGUGAUCUGCUCGGCGCCCCUCUGCCCCGCCGCCCCGCGGCCCCGCGGGGAGGUCGGCCUGAUCGACGGCGCCGCCUGCGAGCAGCGCUGCCCGCCGCGGGCGCUGCGGGAGCUGGAGGCCGAGUGCCGCAAGUACCCGGUGGUGGUCAUCAAGGACGUGCGGCUGCUGGAGCUGGGCGCCCUGCUGCCGCUGCUCAGGGAGCCCGGCCUCAACCUGCGCGUGGUGCAGCUCUUCCGAGACCCCCGCGCCGUGCACAACUCCCGCCUGAAGGCCAAGCAGGCGCUGCUGCGGGAGAGCAUCCAGGUGCUGCGCAGCCGACACCGCGCCGAGCCGCGGGGGCCACCUCGGCCAAGAGGACCCCCCGGCCCGCUGCCCCCCGGGCUGCUGGGCGCGGGUCGGGCACCGCCGCCGCAGCACCGCGCCGAGUUCUUCCUCGGCGGAGCGCUGGAGGUCAUCUGCCAGGCCUGGCUGCGCGACCUGCUGCUGGCACGACGCGCCCCGUCGGGGCUGCGUCGCCGCUACACGCAGCUGCGCUACGAGGACCUGGUGCGGGAGCCCCGCGCCCAGCUGCGACGCCUGCUGCGCUUCGCCGGACUGCCCGUGCCGCCCGCCAUGGAGGCCUUCGUGGUCAACAUGACCCGCGGCGAGGCGUACUCCUCCGAGCGGCCCUUCCUCAUCUCCGCCCGCGACGCCCGCGAGGCCGUCCACGCGUGGCGGGAGCGCCUCAGCCGCCAGCAGGUGCGGCAGGUGGAGGCGGCGUGCGGCGAGGCCAUGAGCCUGCUGGCCUACCCGCUCAGCGCCGACGACGGGCGGUAGCGGCCCCGGGACCAACACCAGGAAGCCCCAUGGCAUGGGGGCCUGUCUGAGACAGGGGAGCGGCGGCCUCAUGGGCCUCUGCCUUGGUGUUGGCGUUGGUGGACACGCUGGCGUUGGUGGACAUGCUGGUGUUGAUGGACAUGUUGGUGGACAUGCUGGUGUUGGCCUUGGCGUUGGCACAGGAAGGGACGGAGGUUAGAGCACCCGCUGGGUGCCGAGGGGGCAGCGAGUGCGGCUGCUGAGGUGAUGAUGGAGGGGACACGUUUUUGAGGUGUUCGGUAAGAGAUGUCCUCGGGGGACAGCGCCAGACUCUGAGGCCCACUAGAUGUGAAACUGUGACCCCAUGCCAAGAAGGGGGGGGGGUGUAAAAAGUAAACAAGAAUGCUGUGUUAAAUUUUUAAAAUCCCUCGGACAACAACUCUCAGUAAGGAACUGGAGGACUCAAAAGUUAUUAACGUAAGAGGAUCACCCUUUCCAGAGCAUGAAAACACCUUGUGUUCCACUGUAUUGCUGUUAAAACACUUAAAGGAGGCUUCUGUGAAAUCCGUGGCGUUUAUGCACGGCCCGACUGCCGGAGUCUCGCCUGUACCACGGGAGGACGUCCCGCUGAGGGAGGAAGCCUUGGUGUUGGCGCUUGCUGAGCUCGUAUCCCUGUGAGCUCUGUCUGCGUGGGUGGCUUUGUCUCUUUCCCGUUCUUAGUUGCAGUUCCCCUCUGUCCCUUGGAGCGCUCGGGUAUUUGGUUGUAGGAGUGGGGAAAGUGUUCGGAUGCUUAAGUGUUUUGGAGGUGUUCGUUUCAGAAAUUGUGACUUUUCUAAAGAAAUCCAUAACCCUUUUGUAAAAUAGGAUAUUUUAAUACAUUCCUGUAGCUUCAUGGUGAUAUUCACGUGCAAUACAGGUGACUAACGUGU